GGCAUGUACUCCAAAAUGAGGGAGUAGUUGUCCCUCUGCAUGAUGAGGCCAUGAAGGUGAAGAAUACCAUCAUGUUCACAAAACUCCAUCAGUUUUUUGGCCUCUUCUAAAAGUACAUCUAGGUGUCUGCAAAGCAGUCUUGCCUUUACCUCACUGUCUCAGGAUCAGUACUCCUACCACCAUGCUAAACUCUUUGGUGUUCAUAAUCACUUGUACCAGGACCCUUGGAAUACAGAUAGUGUCUUCCUCAUUGACAACUGUUGGGGAAUUCUUCAAGCAGUAUCAACAGACACAAGUGUCUUUAUUUCUGGACAAGUAGGAAACAUACCAGAUAUGAACACACAGAGUGCAGUCCCUGAACGGUUGAAUGCGUCCGUGCGUUUUGUGUCUGAGGACAUGGCGGUGAUUGGUGACGGCGCUGGGAGAUUCCACCUGUACUGUACCGGAGACCGGAGUACUUCACAUCAGUGGAAGGUUUUAUUUUCUGAUAGUCCUUUGGAGAACAGCACACCGUUUCUACUGGUAGACGCAGUGCUUCAUAGUGUUGACAGUGGGUAUAAACUGCAUUGUUUGUGUGUCCAUGUGUCAGAUUGUGAUGCUGAGCAGAAAGACAAAUACCGGUCUACCCACAUAACAGUGAUUGAGUGGAUAACUCUCAGCUCAGGUGAUAAAAACACUUGGGUGUUGGAGAGAUCUAGAAGACUCUAUGGUCGGCGGCCAUUUGACUAUGCGGCACUAACUAAAGAUGGUUCUGCUAUAAUUGUUGCCGCAGAAGCUGGUUUUGUGUUUGAUUUUGACUCACUAAAACCUGUCAGAGAAGAGGAACCAAUGGAAACUGCUUUAAAUCAGCAAGAGCCUGAGUAUACAUGGUCACAGAACACAGAGGAAGUAAUGGCUCAGUUCACCUUACCCAGUGGUCUGACCAAAGCGGACGUUUACUACACACUGUCACACGACUAUAUUGACUUCGGAAUAAAAAAUGGUAAACAUUUACUGAAAGGACAGCUCCAUGCAGACGUAGAGGUGGAAUCCAGCACAUGGACAAUACAAAACCAGAGGGUAGAGUUGACUCUGAGUAAAGUAGAGGACCAGGUGUGGCCCCAGGUGGUUGUGGGAGACAAUCGAGGGGAGAUGACUAUGGACCCUGCAGUGGUAGCUCAGAUCCACGAACGACUGGCCGCCCUGACCUCAGACCAAAUGAAUCCAGAUCCGGAUGAGGGCAAGGAGAAACCAUACAACUCCCAGCAGCUGGAGGAGUGUGACGUGUAUCCGGAGGACAGCUCCGCACUGAUGAGGUUUGAUGGAGAUACGCAUAAAGUUACGCACAAGACAAAUACUGGAAGCAACCAGUUCCUGUUUUCUGUGUCUCUUUGCAAAGACAAACCCCCGGCACUUUGUUUGCGACAUGAUGUUGAUGGCAUAUUAUGGCAACCGGAAAACGAAUGUAAAGAGGCCCAGUCUUCAUGGCAACAUGUUUCAACAUUCAAUGCCCUUGGAUAUGUUCAGGCAUCGAAGCAAAAUCGAAAAUUCUCUGUUUGUGCCCCAGACUGUUCGUUUGCAGUAAUUUGUGACAUUUGGCGCCAUGCUUAUGUGUACAGGCAACCCGCAGCAAUAGCAUCACCCAUCAGAAAUCGUAAAGACGGGCGGCAAGUCAACACUAUUGCAAAGCAACAAGUAGUUUCUUUAGAGUGUACAGACCAUAUUGUUGGAAUUCAAUCAACAGCACAGACUCUUUUCAUUUUGACUGAAUCUGUACUGCAUGCAGUUCAUAUGAACUAGACAUGCACAUACAAUAAUUAUUAUUUCAAUAAAAAUUGAGAAAAAUGCUCAGUUAUUUCGUGUUAAGCUCUCAGUUGUGAGUUCUGCAGUUUAUGUGUGUUGUGCAGAAUUUAUUUUACAUGCUUUUCUAUUGUUACAAAAAAAAAACAUCAAAGCAAAAAAGAUACCAGAAACGAAGAAUUUCUGCUGUACAUAUUUCAUAGUUUUAAAUUUGCAUGAAAAUAGCAUAAUCCAUGUUCAUGGUUUUAACCAACGCUGAUUGGAAUUUUGGGAAGAAUUUAAGGUAACAGUGUUUUUUACCUACCCCCCCCCCCCCCAAAAAAAAAAUAAAUAAAUUAAAAAUCAGUUUUUGUCACAAAAGUUGAUCCAACGUGAGAUAUACUGGUAUACUUCACCAAUUUCCAUUUCGAGUAACUAUUGAAGUUUUUCUGUCGUAAUAAUAUUGCAACAAAUGCGCUUAAUUUAAUUGAUUCACAUAAGUUUUAUAAAGGGUGCCAGUAUGAUAGAAUGUAGUCAAUAAAAAUGAUAGAAUA
Molecule: messenger RNA, 2312 nt
Organism: Magallana angulata
Lineage: Eukaryota; Metazoa; Mollusca; Bivalvia; Ostreida; Ostreidae
Product: nudC domain-containing protein 1-like
Exons: 9
Coding region: 334-1779 (481 amino acids)
Source: RefSeq, a predicted model, not a curated record